Molecule: messenger RNA, 2233 nt
Organism: Sarcophilus harrisii (Tasmanian devil)
Lineage: Eukaryota; Metazoa; Chordata; Mammalia; Dasyuromorphia; Dasyuridae
Gene: WDR76
Product: WD repeat domain 76
Exons: 13
Coding region: 259-1935 (558 amino acids)
Biological process (GO): regulation of DNA damage checkpoint
Cellular component (GO): nucleus
Molecular function (GO): protein binding; DNA binding
Source: RefSeq, a predicted model, not a curated record
AGAAGCCUGAGAGGGGAGGAUGGGGAGAACUCCCCUGGUUCUUCUGUGGGUAGGCGGGAUCUCCUUGUCACUUGUGACCAGAAGUCUUUUAGGGGGGAUAAAGAAGACCCAGUGAAGAAGAUACUUGUCCAGGUGAAUGAAUCUAAAAUCUUCCAGAGCAUAACUGGCUUAUUCUGACACCCCAACAGGCUAGUUUUACAGAACCAACCUCAAGUACUCCUUUUUCUGUUUGUUGUCAAAAAGAAGAACCAGGCCCAAAUGAUGAGCCCUCAGAAUCUCCCCCAAAAUAAUUCUAACGAUGAAGAAAAGCCUCAAGUAAAAAGAAAAUUGGGAGAACUUCCAACUCCAGAAGUAGAAGCUAUGUUUCCCAAAGAAGAAUACAGCCUACAAAAAUUAGCUUUGGGUUCUCAGGUAGAACCAGAUGUUGUGAUACCCAGGAAUACUAAAGAUGUAUUGUCUCUCAGUAAUGAAAUUCAAAGCAGUCAAGAUGGAGAUGAUGAUGAAAUUGAAACAGCUGAUAUGGAUAGUUCAACAGAGCUAUCAGCUUAUGAAAAGAAGAGGCUAAAAAACAUAUCAGAAAAUGCUGAAUUUUUUGCAUCACUUCAUUUGUUAGAGACAGCUGCAAGGUUACGUGAAAUGAUAGCUAAAAGACCUUCUCAUGGAACCAAGAGAAAGAAGCCAAAGAAGGCAGAAGAUGAGAUUGUUUGUCGAAGAUCCAUGAGAUUAUUAAAAGUAGAUCCAUCAGGAGUCCCAUUACCAGAUCCUUCACCACAGCCUGAAUCAGUAGUUGAUCAAUAUACUCGCUUACCUCCUGGACCUUUGGAGAUGAUACCUGAAAAUCAGAAUGGCAAAAAUGAAAUGUUUAAAGGGAUUAUGCAGAUGUGGAUGAAAAUAAGCCAACCAAGAAAUAAGAGUACUAAGAAGUUAUCUAGUAUGAAAAGAUACCAAGCAAAUUUGACUGGCAUGGUUAUUAGUGAAGAUACUAUCUGCAAAGUUACGAAAAGCAGAAUAUGCUCUAUGGCUAUUCAUCCAUCAGAAACUAGGACAUUGGUGGCAGCUGGGGACAAGAUUGGCCAAGUUGGACUUUGGGAUUUGACUCAGCAACCUAGAGAAGAUGGGAUUUUUACCUUUAUUCUUCAUAGUCAAGUAGUUAGUUGUCUGAAUUUUUCACCUGCCAAUCCAGCCCAUUUGCUGUCACUGAGUCAUGAUGGGACAUUACGCUGUGGAGAUUUUACUAGAGCUACGUUUGAAGAGGUGUAUAGAAAUGAAGAAAAGGAUUUUUCAUACUUUGACUUCUUGGCUGAUGAUGCAUCCACUUUAAUAGUAGGGCACUGGAAUGCAGGUGUGGCUUUAGUGGAUAGACGGACACCAGGAACUUCAUAUGAGCAAUUUUUCCAAUCUAAUAUGAGCUUAAUAAGAACUCUUCAGGUUCACCCACUGAAUAGACAUUAUUUCGUAGCUGCUGGCGCAAGGAAUGUUCAUAUUUAUGAUUUGCGGCACCUCAAAUCAAAAGAAACGAAACCUUUGAUCUCUAUCACUGAACACAUGAAGAGCCUUGCUUCUGCAUAUUUCUCACCUUUUACUGGCAACAGAGUAGUGACUACUUGUGCUGAUGAUAAUUUGAGAGUCUUUGACACUAGCUGUAUGUCUUCCAAGAUUCCUUUGCUGACCAGAGUCAGGCAUAACAACAACACAGGACGUUGGUUGAGCAGGUUCAGAGCUAUCUGGGAUCCAAAGCAAGAAGACUGCUUUAUUGUUGGCAGUAUGGCUCGUCCAAGAAGCAUAGAUGUGUUCCAUGAGAGUGGAGAACUGGUACACUCUUUUAUUGAUGAAGAAUGCCUUGCCUCUGUUUGUUCCAUCAAUGUCAUGCACCCAACUCAGAAUAUCUUGGCUGGGGGUAAUUCUAGUGGAAGAAUUCAUGUUUUUAAGGGUUAAAAAAAAAAAAGUUGCCAAGAUUUGACUUUGACUAGAGUUGAUUUAUUUAGUUUAGGUGGUACUUAAAAACAUUGAUUUCUAGUCUUAUAACACAGGAAGUUUUAUAAAUAUGAUAACACCAAAGUGAGCAGUAUGCACUUUUCAUUUUUGGGGAGAAGCAAUAGAAAUCUGGAGUUUUUUUUUUUCUCUAAAAGUUGGGGGUGAGAAUUUGGGGGUUGAGUUGUAUACAUUUAUAUAGACAUGUUUUGAGGUACUUAAAUGUUUUGAAAAUUAUUGUAUUAAAGUUUUUGUGACCCAA